CGCUCCGCCGAAUCCGCCCGCGCGUCGCCGCCGUCGCCACCGCCCCCCAUCCCGGCCCCCCCCGGGUUCCCUCAGCCCAGCCCGGUCCAGCCCGGUUCCCGGGAGGAUGAAGUUCGUGUAUAAAGAGGAGCAUCCGUUCGAGAAGCGCCGCUCUGAGGGCGAGAAGAUCCGAAAGAAAUACCCGGACCGGGUCCCGGUGAUAGUAGAAAAGGCUCCCAAAGCUCGGAUAGGAGACCUGGACAAAAAGAAAUAUCUGGUGCCUUCUGAUCUUACAGUUGGUCAGUUCUACUUCUUGAUCCGGAAGCGAAUUCAUCUCCGAGCUGAGGAUGCCUUGUUUUUCUUUGUCAACAAUGUCAUUCCACCCACCAGUGCCACGAUGGGUCAGCUAUACCAGGAACACCAUGAAGAAGACUUCUUUCUAUACAUUGCCUACAGUGACGAAAGUGUCUAUGGUCUGUGAAGCUGCUGUCCCUAAGGUGGGGGGGUCCCAUUCUACAAAGAGAGAGGUGGCCCCCCUUCCUUGACCUGCUCCUCCUUGAGGGUCAAACACCACCUCCCUUUUUCAGGACCUGCACUUCCUAAUGUUUGAGACUCUCUUCCAGCCCCUUUAAACACAAGAGUUAAUGUGGGAGAUGGCCUCUAGUACCCACUCUUUCUCCAUUCUUCCCCUUUACCACCUUUCCCAUUCUGCUUUAGACUUCUUGACUGUCAAUCUGUGUCACAUCUGGUGAUUGUUUUGGUUUCUUUUCCCUUUCUAACUGCCCAAGGGGCUCAGAACCCCAACAAUCCCUUCUUUUCACCACCACCUUUUUUGGGGGUAGAUGGAAGGGACUGAAAUUGUGGGGGGAAGGUAGGAGGCACAUCAAUAAAGAGAAAACCACCAAACUGAA
Messenger RNA from Globicephala melas (long-finned pilot whale), 890 nucleotides. It is a transcript of the gene GABARAP, whose product is annotated as GABA type A receptor-associated protein. Lineage: Eukaryota; Metazoa; Chordata; Mammalia; Artiodactyla; Delphinidae. Gene Ontology annotation, biological process: macroautophagy; autophagy of mitochondrion; cellular response to nitrogen starvation. The record is from RefSeq and is a predicted model, not a curated record. Gene Ontology annotation, molecular function: GABA receptor binding; ubiquitin protein ligase binding. Gene Ontology annotation, cellular component: cytosol; autophagosome membrane; autophagosome.